This is a messenger RNA of Ascoidea rubescens DSM 1968, 810 nucleotides long. RefSeq names its product Mak10p (gene MAK10). Gene Ontology annotation, biological process: N-terminal peptidyl-methionine acetylation. Bases 1 to 810 code for a protein of 269 amino acids. NCBI's taxonomy places the organism in Eukaryota, Fungi, Ascomycota, Saccharomycetes, Ascoideales, Ascoideaceae. Gene Ontology annotation, cellular component: NatC complex. The transcript has 3 exons. The record is from RefSeq and is a predicted model, not a curated record.
AUGAGUUCAGACUCUACUUCCUCAGAAAGUGAUUGCAUUGAUAUCACUGCCGAAUUUCUUCAAGCGGCUAAGAACAUCCCCAAUGGCCAGGUUGUUAAAAGUGAUUUAUUUUCAUUGCUUGAAGGAACGAGAGGAUUGGAAAUUUUGAAUUUAAAACUUGACACAACAUUAAUCAAGUUAUCUAAAGAGGAAGAAAAUUUUAAUACUGAGUUACCUUUAAAUUUAGACUAUACUUUAUCAAUUUGUGAUAAGUUGUUAAGACACGUAUUUCUUUGGCUAAAUAAUAGUACAUUAACUUCGACGGUCUUAUCCUGUCGUUAUAUGGAAAAUUUAUUGGUUAAUUAUUCUAAAAAUGUUUUAUUUGGUAUAAAUGUUUGUAAUUUUUUUGAUCCCGCAGAUGAUGAGAUCAACAUUAUUAUUGAAAAACAGCAAAACAUUUCCCAAAUUGCGAGAAAAUUGAAGGAUUAUAAUUUUCAAUUAAAAAAUAGAGAAAAUAGAGAAAAUAGUGAAAGUGAAUUAAUGAAAGAAAUGAAUGAGAAUCAAAAUUUAGUUUUGGUGCAUAAAAUUUUAAGAUCAUUUUUUUUAGGGAUUUGUCAUUUUAUUUUAUUUUCUUUAACAUUAUCCCAUACCGGGUUAUUAUUGGAAGAAGAAGAUAUUAAUACGCAAUCAAUGGAUUUAACAUUUUUGGAUUAUGUUGAUUUAAAAUUAAUUUUGAAGGAAAUUUCAAGUUCAAUUGAUUGGUUAGAAAAUGAAUUUAAUUAUGAGAUGUCAUCCGAAAUUGAUAAGAUUGAAAAUGUUGAAUUGAAAUAA